Colletotrichum godetiae is the source of this 2073-nucleotide messenger RNA. Its product is annotated as glycosyltransferase family 28 domain-containing protein. NCBI's taxonomy places the organism in Eukaryota, Fungi, Ascomycota, Sordariomycetes, Glomerellales, Glomerellaceae. The transcript is spliced from 6 exons. Gene Ontology annotation, biological process: phosphorylation; carbohydrate metabolic process. The record is from RefSeq and is a predicted model, not a curated record. Gene Ontology annotation, molecular function: phosphotransferase activity, carboxyl group as acceptor; UDP-glycosyltransferase activity; hexosyltransferase activity. Bases 1 to 2073 code for a protein of 690 amino acids.
AUGCGCCUCAACAUCGUCAUCCUCUUCAUGGGCUCACGCGGCGACCUCCAACCCUCCCUAGCCGUCGCAAAACUCCUACAGCGCCGCCACGGCCACCGCGUCCGUAUCGCGAGCCACCCGCCGUACCGCGCCGCCGUCGAGGCCGAAGGUGUGGGAUUUUACGGGAUCGGCAGGACGGACAUCAAGACCAUGAUGGAGAGGAGGUUGCUUCCGCAAAAGGAGCUGGGGAAGCUUGUGCCGGUUAUUCGGGAGGAGUUUCGGGAAAUGGGGGAGCGGUGGUGGGGGGCUUGGGAGAAGGGAGCGUUUGUGGCGGAUUUGAUCAUGUCUACGAUGCAUGUGUAUAACCAGACCUCUGCGGCGGUGAGGCUUGGCGUGCCGUUGCAUUUGUUUGGGAUGAAUCCGAGGAUCUUUUCGAAGGAGGUGCCGCAUUCGCAAGCUGGGUGGGCUUUGAAGGGGCCUAGUAAGGGGAAGAAUGUUUUGUCUUGGUGGGUUCAGGAUUUUAUGUUCCUCGAGACGAUGAAAUCCGUCAUCAACGACAUCCGCGUCAAUGUAAUGGGCCUGGAGAGCAUGUCUCCCGCCUGGUGGCUGAGCCAGUACAACAGGAUGAACUCGCCGAGACUCCUCCCGAAGCCGAAGGACUGGGCGGACAAUAUCGACGUUGCGGGCUUCGUAUUCGAGGAUGUGCCGUCAGAUUACACACCGUCUCCGGAGUUGGUUGCGUUCCUAGAGGCCGAUCCGGAGACGCCUCCGGUGUAUAUCGGUUUUGGGAGCAUGUCGUUUGCGAAUGCGCAGGACGUGUUUGAGGGAAUAUUUGAGGCGACAAGGAGGGUUGGGGUCAGGGCUGUUGUUGGGAAGGGGUGGUCUAAUUUGGUCAAGGAGGAGAGAGACAUGUCACACAUCUUCAUCGUCGACGAGGCGCCGCACGCGUGGUUAUUUCCUCGGGUCAGGGCCGUGGUGUGUCACGGGGGAAGCGGGACGACGGCCAUGGCGCUCCGGAGCGGGCGGCCUACGCUCGUUGUGCCUGUUGCCGGGGACCAGCCUUUCUGGGGCACGAGGAUCCACGCUGUCGGAUGUGGGCCUGAAGCAAAGUAUGGCUUGGCGGAGAUGAAUUGCGAGAGGUUUGAGGAAGGGCUGAGGGAGCUUUUGAAGCCGGGUUACGCUGCUGCCGCGGAGAGGUUUGCGGUGAAGGUGAAGGGGGAGAGGCCUGGGGAGGAGGUUUGUGUUGAGAGGGUGCUUGAGACGGUUGGGGUUUAUGAGAGGGUGGGGAGGUGUGUUGUUUAUGAUGGACGGCCUGCUGUUUGGAGGGUGAUGUCAGGGGCAGAGGGAGGAGGCGGGGAGAGGAAGUUGUCUGCUGUUGCAGCGCAUGUUCUUGUUGAGGGUGGGAGGGUGAGGAGGGAGGAGUUGAGGGUGUUGGAGGUGGUCAAGUGGCCUGAUUUGACCGGGCCUGGGGAUCCGGUGACGGGGUUGAUUCUCGGGGUGCAAAAGGCGUUUGGGAAUAUUGCUGCGGAUGGGAGGACGGGCAGAUGGGGGAGGUUGGGGCUUCAUGUUUUGAGAGCUCCCUUCACGAUUCUAGCCGCCGUGGCGUUUGGUCUCUUCAACCUACUCGACUUCAUCCUCUACGAACUCGCCUCGCCUUUCGAGCCAAAGCUCUACGCGAGUAACCCGCGGCUCUAUUCCUACCCGCGGAUGCUCCUCUUCCUCUUAUCCGCGCCCUUUGUCGAGCUCGCUUCAGCUGUGACGCAGCCGGCGCACUUCCUAGCGAUGAGAAGAAAGGAGGGAAGCGAGAGAAGAAGAAGCUUGCCGAGGGUGGUCCUCGAGGUGCCGCUUGCGCUUCUGAGGGUUCUUCUGGCGCUGGUCAAUGUCCUGGUUGGAGGGCUUGGUAUCACGCUUCGGCAGCUGGAGCUUUCUUGUGCGAGGGCUAUGGGGGAGAGGCCUGUGGGAGAUGUUGUUGCCGAGGCGAGGAUUCGGCAAGGCAGGGUUGAGGCGGAGGGGUUGAGGAUUGAAGGGGUUGAGAGUGGGCGGGAUCUUGUGGGGGAUAUUGUUAGGAGGUGGGAUGCGCGGAAGAAGACUUGA